AGCCCUCCCCAGAAACCCGAGCCGAGGCUGGUCGCGCUCAGUCGGGGCUGCUGAAUGGGUGUGCGGCUCCCGGCCCCUGCCCUCUGGCGUCCGGCCCCCGCUCUCGCUCCUGCUCCAGCUCCUGCUCCCGCCCCGCCCGGGCCUCCGCCGGCCGCCGCCAUCGGCCACCCCGGCUGUGAAUGAAAGGCCGGCGCCGCCAGGGGCUGGCUGCAGGCGACGCGGCCUCCCGGGAGGCACUCGCCCCGCCAAGAUGUACGGUGUAUGUGGCUGCUGCGGUGCCCUGCGCCCCAGGUACAAAAGGCUGGUGGACAACAUCUUCCCUGAGGAUCCCGAGGAUGGCCUGGUGAAGACCAACAUGGAGAAGCUGACCUUCUACGCCCUGUCAGCUCCAGAAAAGCUCGAUCGCAUUGGCGCCUACCUCUCUGAGAGGCUCAUCCGUGAUGUGGGUCGUCAUCGAUAUGGGUACGUGUGCAUCGCUAUGGAGGCGCUGGACCAGCUGCUCAUGGCCUGUCACUGCCAGAGCAUCAACCUCUUCGUGGAGAGUUUCCUCAAGAUGGUGGCCAAGCUGCUUGAGUCUGAGAAGCCCAACCUGCAGAUCCUUGGCACCAACUCGUUUGUGAAGUUUGCCAACAUAGAGGAGGACACCCCAUCCUACCAUCGGAGCUACGAUUUCUUCGUGUCUCGCUUCAGUGAAAUGUGCCACUCUGGCCAUGAAGACUUGGAGAUCAAGACUAAAAUCCGAAUGUCAGGUAUCAAAGGUCUACAAGGGGUGGUGAGGAAGACCGUGAAUGAUGAACUGCAGGCUAAUAUCUGGGACCCACAGCACAUGGACAAGAUCGUCCCAUCCCUGCUUUUCAAUCUGCAACACGUGGAGGAGGCAGAGAGUGAGUCCAAAGCUGCUUCCCUAGGAGCCUUGGCUCUGGCCUUCUACCAGCCUGCUGUACCCCUUAAGGUCUGCAUUCCUGAAGGAGAAACAGUAAUGGUGCUGGGCUCCCUGGGCCGGUCCCCCUCCCCCCUCCAAGCACCAGAGAAGGAGAAGGAGAACCCUGCAGAGCUGGCUGAGAGGUGCCUUCGGGAACUGCUGGGCCGGGCUGCCUUUGGCAACAUCAAAAACGCCAUCAAGCCUGUUCUCGUCCACCUGGAUAACCAUUCUCUUUGGGAACCCAAGGUGUUCGCCAUCCGUUGCUUUAAAAUCAUCAUGUACUCAAUUCAGCCGCAGCACUCCCACCUGGUUAUCCAGCAGCUCCUGAGCCACCUGGAUGCCAACAGCCGCAGCGCGGCCACGGUGCGGGCGGGCAUCGUGGAGGUCCUGUCGGAAGCUGCUGUCAUCGCCGCCACGGGCUCUGUGGGGCCCACGGUGCUGGAGAUGUUCAACACUCUGCUGAGGCAGCUGCGGCUCAGCAUCGACUACGCUUUGACCGGGAGCUACGAUGGGGCCAUCAGUCUUGGCACCAAGAUCAUCAAGGAGCACGAAGAGCGCAUGUUCCAGGAGGCGGUCAUCAAGACCAUAGGCUCCUUUGCCAGCACAUUGCCUACUUACCAGCGCUCCGAGGUGAUCCUCUUCACCAUGAGCAAGGUUCCACUGCCUUCCCUGCAUCACCCCGUGGAGAUGGGGAGGACCGGGGAGAACAGGAACCGGCUGACCCAGAUUAUGCUGCUGAAAUCCCUCCUUCAGGUAUCCACCGGCUUCCAGUGCAACAACAUGAUGUCAGCUCUGCCCAGCAACUUCCUUGACCGCCUUCUCUCCACCGCCCUCAUGGAGGACGCAGAGAUCCGUCUCUUCGUUCUAGAGAUUCUCAUCAGUUUCAUUGAUCGUCAUGGCAACCGUCACAAGUUCUCCACCAUCAGUACCCUCAGCGACAUCUCUGUCCUGAAGCUGAAAGUGGACAAGUGCUCCCGGCAGGACACCAUCUUCAUGAAGAAGCACUCCCAGCAGCUCUACAGACACAUCUACCUGAGCUGUAAGGAGGAAACGAACAUACAGAAGCACUACGAGGCGCUCUACGGCCUGCUGGCACUCAUCAGCAUUGAGCUGGCCAACGAGGAGGUGGUGGUAGACCUCAUCCGCCUGGUGCUGGCUGUCCAGGACGUGGCCCAGGUCAAUGAAGAGAACUUGCCUGUUUACAACCGCUGUGCCCUCUACGCGCUGGGUGCCGCCUACCUGAACCUCAUCAGCCAACUCACAACAGUGCCUGCCUUCUGCCAGCACAUCCGUGAGGUGAUAGAGAGCAGGAAGAAAGAGGCUCCGUACAUGCUCCCUGAGGACGUGUUUGUGGAGAGGCCCAGGCUGUCUCAGAACAUCGAUGGAGUGGUGAUUGAGCUUCUCUUCCGCCAGAGCAACAUCAGUGAGGUCCUGGGGGGCAGUGGUUACAAUGCAGACAGGCUCUGCCUGCCCUACAUCCCUCAGCUGACAGAUGAGGAUCGCUUAUCCAAGAGGAAGAGCAUUGGAGAAACCAUUUCCCUGCAGGUGGAGGUAGAAUCGAGGAACAGCCCAGAGAAGGAGGAGCGCGUGCCUGCCGAAGAAAUCACCUAUGAGACGCUGAAGAAGGCCAUUGUGGACAGCGUGGCCGUCGAGGAGCAGGAACGUGAACGGCGGCGACAGGUGGUGGAGAAGUUCCAGAAGGCGCCCUUUGAGGAGAUUGCAGCGCAUUGUGGGGCCCGGGCAUCACUGCUGCAGAGCAAACUCAAUCAGAUCUUUGAAAUCACCAUCCGGCCCCCACCAAGCCCAUCAGGAACCAUCACUGCAGCCUAUGGCCAGCCUCAGAGCCACUCCAUCCCCGUCUACGAGAUGAAGUUUCCCGAUCUGUGCGUAUACUGAAUUCCAAGACCCAGCUUCUCGGAGGGGUGGAGCCUGAGGGAGGGGCUCGCCUUCACGCCCACCCCGACGCCAUGGAGAUCUAACUGGGAUCUCAGAGAAAAAGCACCUUGGACAGCUAAGCAAGGUGGAGCCCUGGGCCCCCUUGCCCCCCUCUCGGCCUCCCUGCUUCCUCUUUGUCUUCCCUGAGGGAGAUCUGGCCACGCUGGGGCCAAUAAGCAUCCUACCUGUGCCCUUUGUCUCUUCCUCUGUGUCAUCCUGGGGUCAAGAGUCAUUGGGGGUCUCCAGAGAGAGGCUGAGGUCCCAGGAAACUCCUGAUUAGUGUAGUAAGUGAAGGGCUUUCACGGGGGUGGGUGUGCAGCUGCCAUUCCCCCAGGAGGGAACUAGAGAGAGACACAGUUGGUCAAAGGAAGCCGUAGACUGCAAUCAGGAGGAGGCAAGGCCAGCUCCUCCCGUAAAGCAGUGGCCUGUGAGAGCUGGAAGAUGGGGCGCUGAUCUCCUCCAGAGUGUCCCCUCCUCCUUCCCCAGUUGAGGGUCCAAAGGCCUUCAAGUCUCUGGUGUCUUUUCCAUUCCCCUGCUCACCCUGCCAGUUGCCUCUUCGUGAAUUGUUUCUAUUGUUAAUUAAUACUGAGCUUGUAUAACGGAAGCUGGGGUAGAGACACCGUGGGGGGCAGCAGGCCGCUGACAGAGGGAGCCUGAGUCCCCAGGCUGGCCGGCUGGGCCAGGGAGCAGAAGCACGGGCCGGCCUCCUGUCCAGGAGCAGCAGGCAAAAGUGGGCAAGUCUGCGUCCCUCUGUAGUAUCUCCUCUCCUUUGUCCAGAGGGAUGUAUUUCUGACUUGAGUUCUCCCUCUUUGAUGCUUUUCUUCCUGCGGCUCCCCGUGUGAGCUGCCUCUGGCAGAACCUCACCUGGGUCUCUUCCUGAGGCAGCUCCCUCUGGCCAAGAAGAGCCCUUUCCUUCUUCUUUUCCAGUCUAACUUCCCAUAACUUUUCUGAGCUGAUAUGACUCACAGGAAGGUGAGAAUAGUCACAUGAUUCCUUCCUGGAGAAUUUGCUCGUGAAAAGAGGGAGGGUGAGUAGAUUUCUUGACCCAAAGGAACCCCUUUUGAGGGUACAAUUUUCGGCAGCGUGGGGUGGGGUCAGAAGCGGGCUGAUUCUGCUAAGGGGAGGGCAGUCUUCUCGGGACACCCUCGGGUCACACCUCUGUGCGUGGCCCUGCACAGAUGCACUGUGAGAGCCUGAUUAUCAGGGCUGAUAGGUGUAUUUGUCCAAAUUAGGAGAAUCUUAACACAUGGAACUUUCCUAUUGCGUGUGCAAUAAUCUCGUUGGGUAUGGGGGCUGCCUGACCCUCGUUCCUAUAGUUUCCCCCCUUGGUUGCUGCCUCUGUGCUGUGGGCCUGUGGCUUCCAGAGGGUCUACAUGACUACAGGGCCGAGGGGGCCCGGCUCCCGCCCCUCCACCACAGCCUUUGGCUCUGCUCUGUGGCUGUUGGCUAAUACUCAACCCAACUUUACAGGCAUGAACCGAGAUUUCUCUUUACUUUAAUAUCUCUUUAUUAAGAAACCAAAUUUAAAAUCACUAGAAACAGGGCUUCCCUGGUGGCGCAGCGGUUGAGAGUCCGCCUACCAAUGCAGGGGACACGGGUUCGUGCCCCGGUCCGGGAAGAUCCCACAUGCCGAGGAGCGGCUGGGCCCGUGAGCCACGGCCACUGAGCCUGCGCGUCCGGAGCCUGUGCUCCGCAACGGGAGAGGCCACAACAGUGAGAGGCCCACGUACCGGAAAAAAUAAAUAAAUAAAAUAAAAUAAAAUAAAAUAACUGGAAACAAACUUGAAGACAAAUGACCUUUGGAAGAAGCUUCAGAGAAAAUCUAAAUCUUGAGCCACAAACAUGUCUUUUCCUCACUGGAUCUUCCCAUCUUUCUUCCCUGCUCAGCUUUGACGCGAAGCCCUGUUUCUCUCUAGUGCUUCUCUGACUGUAGGGUCCACACCCAUGGCAACUGCACCCCGAGCACUGCCCUGGGGCCCUGGUUCUGGGACUUGGCAGUCAUUCCCUGGAGCCUCUUUCUAGAACCAGCACUAGAACCAGAGACCUACCUGUCCAUCAGCUGUCUCUCCCUCAUCCCCACCCUGGGAACAGAUCGAAGAAACAAGGUGCAGGAUUCCCAUUCUUCAUAUACUUCACUGCUGUUUCCUCUGUCUGAAGCAGCUUUUUCUUUGUGUCACCGCUACAUAGCAAAGAUGUGCUUCCUUUGGAGACAUGGCCACAUUUUGAGUGCCCUCCUUCUCGGUUCCAAUUUAAAUUUACACUCAGUAGAAUAUUAACUUGCCUGCUGACAUGGAGUAGAAUACGGAUUCUGGCCAAAGAUGCCUCAGAAUCAGAAAGUUCAUGAUGAACAUUAACUGGAACAAUUACCUGGUAGAUUAAGCAGCCUCCUUCACCCCACCCCUGCCCUCCCAAGCCCUGGGAGAGAAGGCAAGCAGAGUUUGGUGGGUACCCCAGCCUUCAGCCUAGCACCACUCUUCCUGCCUUCCAAGCCUGCUGGCGUCUGGCGGCACCGUGUCAAGCAACCAGCCCUUUUUGCUAUCCACCCCUCUGUUGUGAAUUUCAGUCAGCAAGGCCACCCAAGCCAGUCGCUCCCCAAAACUGCUGAAGACUCUUCCUCGUGGGCAAGGGGUAGGGUCGGUUAGCACUCUGCUGACAGAACCCAGUAGCAUGGAUAUAUUUGGAAUUUCAGUGAACUUGGUUGAGUCACAUAAAUGCAUAAGAAGCAGAUGAGAGGAGAGCCCCACUGUGACCCUGGAGGCUCCUUCCGGUUUUCCUUGCAAAGUGGUCCCCCAUGGCCUGCGCCUGUUCCCAUUUUCCUCUUUUUGAAAAGUAGAAAUAAGUGAUUUCUUGACUGCUAAACAUCUCCUCCCCAGAGAAGUAGCCUGAGUGGGUCAGAAGAAGGAGAGAAGUCCUCAGACAUUCUCCUCUGUCCAGCCCUCUGCCUCAAGCAUGAGAAUAGAUGGAUGAGCAGUGAGAAGGUGGGGCUGGGACCAUCUGAAGUGCUUGAAAUGCAGGGGUCCCAGAUGCACUGUCCUUUGCCCUGGGUGUUCUCAGUCCCAGAGGAUGUGUUUCAACUGGCCUAAGAAUCAGAACAGCCUUGCAGUUGUUUAGACUCCUCAAAGGCCAGACCUCCUGGCUUCACUAGGGGCCCUUGGGUCAUGACACCUUCCAGUUGCUAUUCCAUUGUCCCUGGGGCUUCUCACCUGGGUACAGAGGGUCUCACUGAGAAGUGAGGCUAUCUCUCCCAGUUCCUCUUUAUGACCAUGAAAUGGCAGCUGGCCAGCUGGGGCCUGUGGGAAAAGACUAGGCCUGAGCUGUUAGGCUGAAUAUUAAGUUUGAUGGUAGACAGGGAAGUGGGCACCUCUGAGCAGGCCACGCCCACUUCUCCAGACCCAAAGACCCUGGCAGGCAGUUGUGCUGAAACAAGGCAGCUCCCUUAUGUCUGGGGAGAAGGCUUAGGGCAGUGUAUUACCUCUUCAUCUUGCUAAGCCUAGAAAUCUUCUAGUUAAAAUACCCCGUAUCCCAAAUCCGGCCUAGGACUGAAGCCUGCCGAAGGAUGGUCUUGGUGGGGCCUGCCAGCUGGGGAAGUGGGGAGGGGACACAGGCCUGUGGGAGGGGGCUCUGUGGCCUGUUUUCUGUGCUCUCCUUUAGCACCAACCAGGUUGACCAGGUCUUUUCUCCUUCAGGAGCCCUUGGGACCCCAGCCCAUCACUUUCCCCUUUUGAGCUCUUCCUCCAUGGCUGUUGAUUCUGGCCUGUGGAGAGCAGAGCUGUAAAUCCACAAUGCUGCAGCAUUACACAUACAUUGUGACAUGUCUGUGUCCAUUUAGACGUUCAUGACCUGGCUGAGUGUGUGUGUGCCCGUGCGCGUGCAAAUGUGUAUAGUGUAGUUCAUAGUUGACAGUGUAUGUAUAUAAUAGCUGACGUAUUUAUAUGUGAGUGCAGAAUUAGUGCCUGUGGCGGUUUUCUGUAUUUUGAACUCAUUGAAUCAAAUUAGUUUAAGGAAUAGGAAGGAGGAUGGGGGGGCGGGGGUGGAAUGUAGGAAGAAGGACUCUUAGCAAGAUUAUUCUUUAGGACUAUUAGUCGUGAUUUCCCAAUGAGCCUUCAUGAUGCCCUUUUCAAAUAAAUGUUAAUGUUGUCACCA
Delphinapterus leucas (beluga whale) is the source of this 7000-nucleotide messenger RNA. Lineage: Eukaryota; Metazoa; Chordata; Mammalia; Artiodactyla; Monodontidae. The record is from RefSeq and is a predicted model, not a curated record.